UUUUAGAUGUAGCAACAUUGAGACUUUCGACAAAAUUGACACCCGAACGGUGAGGGCAGGGUAUAGCAGAAGGCUAUAUUGGCGUUUUCCACAACAGCGAUGGUAAUGGAGGCGUCUCCGUCACCGCAGAGCGUAGGUCGCGAGUUUGUGCGACAAUACUACACGCUAUUGAAUAAGGCGCCCGCCCACCUGCACAGGUUCUAUAACAAUUACUCGUCGUUCGUUCAUGGAGGGCUGGAUGCGCCCAACCGUGAGACGCUGCCGGUGGUUGGGCAGAAACAGAUACACAACCGCAUCCAACAACUGAACUUCCGAGAUUGCCAUGCCAAGAUCAGUCAGGUGGACGCGCAGGCCACUCUGGGCAACGGCGUGGUCGUGCAAGUGACGGGCGAGCUGUCCAACGGCGGCGCCCCCAUGCGCCGCUUCACCCAGACCUUCGUGCUGGCCGCGCAGUCGCCCAAAAAAUAUUACGUCCACAACGAUAUAUUCCGUUACCAGGACAUCGUGUUCUCGGACGAAGAGGGUUCCGGCUCAGGUCGGUCUGAGGGGGAGGAGGAGGAGUCCCCGGGCACGGGCACUGGCGGCGCGUACUUCCCGCCGCCGCCGGCCGCCGCAGCCUUCCCGGGCGCCUUCCCCGCGCCGCCAGCGCCACCCGCGCCCCCCCACCUCAACGGGCACCCAUUGGCCUUGCACCACCACCGCGAUCUCGUGCAGGCAUUGCACGGGACCAGCAUUACGAGCGAGGCCGAGCCGGAGCCAGCAUCGUCGCCCCCGGUGGCCAGCAGCGCCGCUGCAGCGGGCGCCGGGCCGGCCGCGCCCCCGCCGGCGCCCGCCCCGCCCGCGCCUGCCGCGCCAGUGCCCGCCCCGGCGCCCGCAGCGCCCCCCGCGGGCCCGACCUCACCUCCCGCGCCAGCCGCGCCGGAGCCCGCCCCGGAACCCGAACCCGAACGCGAGCCUACUCCCCCGCCUCAUCCACCGGUGGCCCCCGAGCCCAAGACGUACGCUAAUCUCGUGAAAUCGGGUGCGGGUGCACGCGCGUCCCCGCCCAGCGCGCCCCCCGCCGCGCCCCCGGCCGCGCCGGCCGCGCCCCGAGCCGCGCGCGCCCCCGCGGCGGAGGUGCGCGAGUCGCGCGAGCCCCGCGAGGCGCGCGAGUCGCGGCGCUACUCGGACGCGCAGCAGCUGUUCCUGGGCAACCUGCCGCACUGCGCGACGGAGGAGGAGCUGCGCGCGCUGUUCGCGCGCUUCGGGCCCGUGGCCGAGCUGCGCGUGCACAGCAAGCCGGCCGUGCCCGGCGCGCCCAAGCACCCCAACUACGGGUUCAUCACGUACGAGACCUCGCAGGCCGCGCACGACUGCCUCAACGCCGCGGUACGUAUGCAUGCUGUUUCUACUAUUUAUUCAUCAUUUUUUUAUGUUAUAUAUAACAAAAUACUUGAUAUGGGGUUCCUACCUAACUACUCUGAGAAGAAAAAACACAACAGUAAUUUAGAGGUUUCUAUUAGAGACAAAAUUAAUUAACAAUGAUCUUAGUUACGUACGUUGCGUUGUCCGAUAUAUGAUUGUUUUGAGUAUCGGGUAGCAAAUGUUUGAAAGCUACAGUAGCGAGAAUGAGGGUCUGGUGGUGUUGCAGCCGCUGUACUUCGGCGGCGAGGGCGCGGAGGGCGGCGUGAAGCUGAACGUGGAGGAAAAGAAGACGCGCGCGCGCGACGGGGCGCGGCGCCGACCGCUGUCGUCGCACCGCGCGUCGUUCGCGCCGCGCCAGCCCUACCGCCGCUAGACGCGCGCGGGCCAGCCCUACCGCCGCUAGGCGCGCGCGCCGCGUUAGCCCUACCACCGCUAGGCGCGCGCGCCCGCUGGCUAGGAUGUUCGCUUUCUUGUGACGACGUCUGCCGAAGUCCGCGCGACCCUCGGCGCGCCCGGUCGCUCGUCUGUCAUCCUUCGUUUUCACCUAUGUAAGAUAUGCUAAGCUUCUAUGAUGUGUUUCGUUUUAAUUCGAUAUUGAAAUGUGAAUUUAAGUUUAUGAAUGCAGCGUAGAGGUACGUACGUAGUGAGUCGAGCGGGCGGCGGGCGAGGGGCGCGGCAGUACGACUGUACAUAGUGUUAGGAAUAUGAGACGCCGCCGCGUCGCCGACUUCACGGAAUAAUAAAUUCUAGAUUAGCUCCAAAACCCUUUCCAGAUUAUAUAAAUAACGUAUUUUGUAUUUAAAAUAAAGCGUAUGUUAUUGUAUCGAUUCGCUAAAACGAUAUUGAUGCAGAUGUUCUUAUGCAUUUACUAAGAUAUCUAUGAAGUAAUUAUGUGACGGAUGCCGGGCGCAGUAGCGCGCUGCCGCAGGCCGCGGAGACUAGUGGCCACUGCCAGCCCUCACUACUGCGUGCCAGUAUCGAUAACGAUUUCAAACUGUAUUAUAUUCUAAUAUUAUUAUUAGUUUAAAGAAAACUAAAAAAAUGGCAGUGACUGUAUUUUUUUAUUUAGUUUUUCAUCAAUUUUUAACUGUACUACUAAUAUGUGUAAGUACAUUGUUUUUGUAUUGAGUUGUGAAGCAUGUAGUGGUACUACGUGCUGUGCAAAAUUUCGUGUACUUAUUUAUUGUAAAUAUAAUAUUCGAGAGUCUCGUUACGCUGUAGUAGGACGGACAUCGCGUUAGCUUGUCGCUAGUGUACGCGCCAGGCUCGGGCCCGGGCCGGGCAGGCGGGGCGGCUCCGAUGUCGGUCCUCGAGUGGGCAGGCCCGCUCCUAUUUACACUACACACGUUUACUUGUAAACGUUGCUCGUGUCUCUUCAUUAUUAAUUACACGUCCCGUAAUUAUAUCAAAGGAAAAUUUCAUUGUCGUUAUAACAGCGUUUGCAAGUAAAAUAAGAAAUGAUUCUGUAAACAAAGUUUAGACCCAACACUACUAAGACAGACUCCCGAACUAAGUGAGUGCGUCGCGUGCGCUUAUUGAAGUUUUGGCCGGCGACUGUCGGCUCGUCGGGCGUGCGGGGCCUUCGUCACCGGCGACAUGUCUGUAGUAGCAGUGCGGGGGCUAAAGGUUGUGGAGUACAGUUGUAAACUAAUGUAUGAUGCGCGCGACCGGCUGGGGCGCGGGCGCGGCGCGGGGCAGCCUGGC
Molecule: messenger RNA, 3108 nt
Organism: Spodoptera exigua (beet armyworm)
Lineage: Eukaryota; Metazoa; Arthropoda; Insecta; Lepidoptera; Noctuidae
Source: the annotation of a GenBank genome assembly